AUCCGAUUCGACGACGACGUAAGCUCGAGUUGCCGGUGUGCGCAAUCCCCCCUCGAUUCUGUCACACCACGUAUCACACACCACGUCCCUGUUAUCAGCAACAGGAGAAUUCUAAUUUCGACGUCUUCAAUCCAAUGCGAAGAUAUUGAGCUUGCAAUAAGUCGCCAUGGAUAUCGAAGAGUUUCGCGCCCGUGGUAAAGAGAUGGUGGACUACAUCUGCGAGUUCAUGAGCAACAUUCAUGCUAGGAGAGUCACGCCGGACGUUGGUCCCGGCUAUCUCAGGCCUCUACUGCCGUUGGAGCCGCCGAAUGAUCCGGAAUCGUGGGAUAAGAUCAUGAGGGAUGUGGAAUCGAAGAUCAUGCCGGGCAUCACGCAUUGGCAGCACCCGAGGUUCCACGCGUAUUUUCCAGCGGGAAAUUCCUUUCCCUCUAUUCUCGGUGAUAUGUUAUCCGACGCGAUAGGCUGCAUUGGAUUCUCUUGGGCGGCCAGUCCAGCCUGCACGGAGCUGGAGACGAUAGUCUGCGAUUGGUUUGGCAAGGCGAUUGGGCUGCCAACGGAUUUUCUGUACUUCAGCGAAGGCAGUAGAGGCGGGGGCGUUAUACAGGGCUCGGCAUCGGAAUGCAUUCUCGUGUGCAUGCUGGCCGCACGAGCGCAAGCGAUUGCGAGACUGAAGGAAUCUCCCGCACAUGCACACUUGGACGAGACCGCGCUGCUUGGCAAGUUAAUGGCAUAUUGCAGCCGGGAAAGUCAUAGUUCCGUCGAGAAGGACGCUAUGAUAUGCUUCGUGAAGCUGCGUAUCCUUGAGCCGGAUGAGAAGAGCGUACUUCGCGGGGAGACCUUGCGUCAGGCGAUCGAGAGUGAUACAGCUGAGGGCUACGUUCCCUUUUUCGUUUCGACGACCCUCGGCACGACCGCGUGUUGUUCGUUCGAUAAUCUUAGAGAAAUCGGUCCGGUUUGUAAAAAGUACCCAGGGAUCUGGCUUCACGUGGACGCCGCUUACGCCGGGAACGCUUUCAUCUGUCCAGAAUUGAAGUACCUGAUGGCCGGCGUCGAACACGCCGACUCCUUCAACACCAACACCAACAAAUUUUUGCUGACGAAUUUCGAUUGCUCCUGUCUCUGGGUUCGCGACAGAUUUAAGCUCACCAGCGCGCUCGUCGUGGACCCACUGUACCUCCAGCACACACACGCGGACACGGCUAUUGAUUAUCGGCAUUGGAGUAUAGCUUUGAGCAGACGAUUCCGUUCGUUAAAAUUAUGGUUCGUAAUGAGGAGCUACGGAAUAUCCGGACUACAGGCGUAUAUCCGAAGUCACGUCAAGCUCGCUAAAAGAUUCGAGGCACUCGUUAGAAAGGAUUCCAGAUUCGAAGUGUGCAACGACGUAGUGCUAGGGUUAGUGUGCUUCCGCGCCAAAGGCAGCGAUCAAUUGAAUCAGAAAUUAUUGAGCACUAUUAACGACUCGGGAAAGAUACAUAUGAUCCCGGCGCGAGUUAAUCAACGCUACACGAUACGUUUCGCACUCGCUGCUCCUAAUGCAACUGCCAGAGAUGUUGACCUAGCGUGGAGCAUUAUAACGGACUACCUAGCCGAAUUACUGGAAUUCAAUGACGUAAUGGCGGAUAUUCGCGAGAAGAAGAGGAAGGCCACUCUGGAGCAAAGGAGGUCCUUCUUCGUGCGUAUGGUGUCUGAUCCUGCUAUUCAGCCAGGAUUCACAAAGACUCCAAACAGGACAGAAGCCAAGCUCGACACGCAGGCGACAAUCGGCGGUAUCGGAUCGAAUCCUCAAUCCGGAACGAAAUCCUGGAUCUCCUGGCCACUCGCGUACCUGAUGCAAGCGAAGGAGGCUGCUGAUACGAGCGAAUUAUCACUCAGGUUUCGUCAUUUGGACACCAUGGUACGUUUAAAGGCCGGCGGUACCGGAAGUCGCCGUGGUAGCAGCAACGGAUGCAGCCCGGAUCCGUCCCCGUCCGCUUCGCCGUCGCGCGGCAGAUCGCCCAACGGCCGGGCGUAAUUGCGUUAUUCGUAUAUUGAUUAUUUCUUUCUUUCGCGCAGUUCUCAUAAAAAAUCCUCUGAGCGCGUAUCCAAUGCGGCGGAUAAAUCUUCGUUCUCCAGUUGUGCUCCAAAAAGGCAGACGAAGAGGAAAUCCGUUAGUUACCACUUCACAUUGGGGAUUCAUACUGCCGACAAUCUUGACAUCCAGAACCCGCUUUAGACGAUCUGUCGCUCGAGCCAGAGAUGAUUCUUUAUACUUGUAUAUCUACCUACGAUUAUUAUUUGUGACAUUGUAAAUAUAAUUAUGCUGGAUUAAGUAUUAGUUAAACUAAUCCGGUAUUGUUAAUAAUUAUGAACAUACAAAUAAUUAUAAACUGUAAGAGAAUAUCAGUUAAUUUUUUACAUUAGCAUUGCAAUUUGUCCUGACUACUAAAAUAUCGCCGAUUAUUUAAUUAUGAUAAUUAUAUAAUUUAAUUCUGUACAUAAUUUUGAUUUAUUUUACGUACAGAGUCACCUAAUUUAACAACAAGCGUAAUCCCUGCUUGUUAAUUAGCAGGGUCUAUGUACUAAAUCUAGUCCUCUAUAUACUGGAUAUGCGUUAGAGAUGCGUUUAGAAGAUAUUUAUAGUAUUCUCUCUGCUCUAUAUCUGUUGCGAAUUACGGAUCGUCUAAAACGGGCUUAAAUGGAGAACAAAGUCUGCGCGGAAUUGCUCACCGAGGGAUAACCGACCGAUGAGAUGUCGCCGAAAUAUCGUCCCGUCGUGUGUGUGUUUAACUCGAGAUAAAAAGAUUAAAUACAUUUCAGUCUCAAGCUCAGCAUGUCGUUUUUUUCAAAAUCCUCGUACCAUACGACGUCAAAAUUCAGAAGACGAAUUCGUACAGCCAUGACAUUCUUCCAUCAUUUUUCAGAGAAAUUUCCGAGAUUUUCCGAGGAUUCCUUUUCAUGACAGGAAAAUAGGAAAGAAAAGAAAAAUGCUUUAAGAUUAAGAAUAAUGUAAAUCUGUAUGGCUUUAAAUUAAAUAGAUCAAGGCAUAGGAGAAUAUGUGUUAUAAUUAAUAUUAAAGAAAAUAAUUAUUGGAAGUGUAAAGAUAAUCCUGAUAAUAUUAAGAUAAUUCAGAAUCCGUUGCAUCGUUGCUUGUCUGAGGGUGACAACAGGUAGGUCAUAAGCGAACGAACUAUUAUAGCUAUGUAAAGAGAUGCGAGGGAUAGAAAGUUAUAUAUGUGUACGAUCAAAAAAGCUAAAGUUACGUAAACAUGCAAUCUGCCCUGCGAUCAAUUAUUUAUGUGUUCUUCUUGUCUGUUUAUAUAGUCUAUUGUACAACGUAUUAUUAGAUAAAUCAUAAAGCUUGUUUCUCGGACCCAAGAAUAAUUUAAUACAAAUGCAAAUACAGAACACGUCGCAAAUUGUUACUUUCGAUUGAAUUAUCCUUGUUAACGCUCCAAGAUCAAUUUUAUACCAUUUAUACCAAAGUAAUCUUUAGUGGUCUUUAUAAUAAUAAGAUGACUAAAUUUAUAAAAUUCAAUCUUACUUCAAUAAUAUUAAUCUGAAGCUUUUCAUCUUAAUUGAAAGAAGAAAAGCCCGAUAUGUUUUUGGAAACCGCUUAUAAAACUAGCUUAUUAUCAACCUCUUUUGUUGGAAAAAAAGGGAUUCCAAAAGAAAGCAAGAUAUGAGUUUCUGCAGGCAAAUCUGCAGAAUCUCUCCGCUGUGUAUUCUCCAGUUUAGGACUUGCUAAUUUCGUCAGGAUCGUUGUAAUGUGAGGGACACGCGCAAAAAGCACGGCUGCCGAUCACAGCGCGGACUCGAUUUUAAUUACUUCUCACGCGUUCGUGAACACCGAAGCUCUACCGGGAUCAUACAAGGGGGACGGGGAUCCAAUUCAAAAAACGGUGGACGCGAGUAGACCAUGCGUGAAGGUGGCGGCGAGAGAACGAGUAGUGAUCGGCUCGUGUGUGUGUGUAUGUGUGUGUACAUAUGUGUGUUACGAAGAUUGAGCGGUGACCUGUCACCGCUUCCACGGGGUGUGUUGUAAAUGUAGGUGAAGAGUAAAUGUCUAUUUAUAAAACGGUGGGGCACGGGAGGCGCGAAGAGGACAGAGGGUUCUUGGUGGGGAAAGAUCUACCCCCGUACGCGAGGAGGGUUAUAUGGGGCGCUUAUUCAAAUGGGGAUCCUACAGCCUACAGCAACACCACCCAGCCAUUGAUGCUGGUUUACAGGCACCGGCUUUCGAAUUUUUGCAUUGUAUCCGCAUGGUCGAUUGUCAGGAAACGUCAUGUUAGGGAAAAGAAUCGAUCCUGCGUGGAGUACAAUGGAAGGAAACGCAGCACGAACAUCGGCGAACAAGGUCGUUUCGAUUCCGAUAAUCCUAGUCGGUAGUAAAAAUACGUAUGGAAUCCAUUACAAAUGCGUGAGAUUUGUGCGAAAAGCGAGCUGGCUCCUUUCUUCUUGUACGAACGAUUAAACUGCGAAUUUAAUUGAUAGUAGAAAUACGCGAAUGGGAAAUUUAAUUGUUUUCGUAGCGAUGAAAUGAUGCUCUUGGAGAGAGCUUUGUUCAAGAAGCAUCCUUGUGUACAAUGAUACCAUAUAUGUGUCGAUAAUAUAUCAUUAAUAAAGACUUUCCUUUCACUUGA
Molecule: messenger RNA, 4619 nt
Organism: Ooceraea biroi (clonal raider ant)
Lineage: Eukaryota; Metazoa; Arthropoda; Insecta; Hymenoptera; Formicidae
Product: aromatic-L-amino-acid decarboxylase
Biological process (GO): carboxylic acid metabolic process; amino acid metabolic process
Cellular component (GO): cytoplasm
Molecular function (GO): carboxy-lyase activity; pyridoxal phosphate binding
Source: RefSeq, a predicted model, not a curated record